Molecule: messenger RNA, 2901 nt
Organism: Dentiscutata erythropus
Lineage: Eukaryota; Fungi; Glomeromycota; Glomeromycetes; Diversisporales; Gigasporaceae
Source: the annotation of a GenBank genome assembly
AUGAGGUCAUUACAAGAACUAUCUUAUCAUAAAAACGUUAUAUCUUUCCUUGGUGUAUCUAUUGAUCAUGAAAAUGAAAGAUAUUUUCUUGUUCUUGAGUAUUGCGAAAAUGGAAAUUUGAGAGAAUACCUAAGGAAAUAUGAAUAUCAAUUAAAUUGGCCUAAAAAGAUAACGAUGUCUGAAGCUACAUCUUCUAGCGUAUGCGGCAUGCUCCCCUACAUAGAUCCACAAGUUCUUAAUUCUCGUUAUCGACCAAAAAUGGAGUCGGAUAUUUAUUCUUUUGGAAUGUUAAUAUGGGAAAUAUCGACUUGUCGUGUCCCUCCUUUUGUGACUAUUGAUAAACUUUAUAAAAUGCUCACUAGUGACACCCCUCCAAUUAUAUCGGAAAUAAUUAUAAGAUGUUUAGAGUGUUUACCAGAAAAUAGGCCAAAAAUACAAGAAUUAGUAGAAAUUUUUGAUAAUUUGUAUAAUGCAAAUAAUAUAAGUUCGCCCAGUUCUCCUCGCCCUAUCCUUAUUUACACUCCAGUUAUAGAUUCACCAAUAAGUUCUCCUGGUUCUAAUUCUUUAUAUCGUACCGCUCCCGACAAUGAUAGUAAUACAAAUACAUCUGAAUUAUCAGAUUCUCCAUUUACGAAUAAUCUCAAUAAUCUUUUAAACCGUGAAUCUUAUAUUGUUCAUCCACCACCAUUACCACCAAAACCUCCUAAAAUAAAUACCGAUUUAUAUCCCCCACCGCCACCAAUACCGCCAAAACCUAAUAGAAAUACAUUAUACGGAUUCCAAACACCAUCACGGCAGGAACUACGAGCACCAUCACUACAAGAGUUACGGACACUAUCGCAGCAUGAAUUUCAACAAUCACCGCAGCAAGAACUGCUGAGAUCACCACAACAAGCACUAUGUAUACGAGCACCAACACUGCAAGAUCUACGGACACUACCACAACAAGAACCAUCAUCAAUACCACAGCAAGAACCAUCACCAAUACCACAGCAAGAAUCGCCGAGAUCACCGCAGCGAGAACUGCUGAGAUCGCCACGGCAAGAACCGACGAGACCACCACAGCCACCACAGCAAGAAAUAGUGACACCACCACGGUCACCACUACCAAGGCACGGAUAUGAUGCUUAUUAUUCAACAAAUAUGGCAAAUAUGGAAAAUAUAUUUUGUGAGGGCGAGGAUAAACUUACUAUUAAAGAGAUAGAAGGAACGCUCUUAGAAUUAAAAGCAAGAUAUGGCAAACCUGAUGUUGUUAAGGAAUCAUUCCAACGUUCACUUGAAUAUGAAGAUAAUAUUUCACAUUUUUUACAUUUAAUUAUCAGUAAUGAUAAUUUUCAAGGAAAAAAAGAAUUUAAGAGCAUAAUUAGUUGGUUAUUCGAUUUUGGAUUUCUUGGAAAGAUGAUUAAUGAGUUGGCACCUUUAGAACCAUUGUCAUCUUUAGAACCAUUGUCACCGAAGGUUUCACCAUUAUUCGCUUUAUCCUGCGUUCGAAAUUCGAUUAAUCAAAAUCAUGUCCAAUAUUUAUUACAAAAUGAAGCCGAUCCAACUUUAUUAUCGAAACCUUACGAACUAUCAGUUUUAAAUUUAGUAUUGCUUCGAAUGAUUAAUGAACAAGAGGAUCAUAGUUCUAUAAUUGAAGAAUUGCUUGAUCACGACGCAGAUGCAAAUGUACCUCUAGAUAUAAAUAAUCUUCAAUAUGAUCGAUAUUUUAUUAAGAGUAAACAGCACAAAACUUCCUUAUGCCCAAAAGUUCCUAAUUCUUUAUAUUUAUCAUUGUACCUUCCUGACAGAUAUAGGAAAAAGGUGAUAGGUUUAUUAAUUGAUAAAGUGGCGAUUACUCAAGUAGAUCAUGAAGGAAUAAAUGUUUUAGAGUACGCUGUUAAGGAAAAACUUUAUUCCGGAAUUAUAGAUUUAUUAAAAGAAGUAGAAGAAAAACUUCACAAAAGAGUCGCACGACAACUUGUUCAAAUAGAGCCAAGAGAAGACAUUUAUCAAAAUAUUAUAGGUUCUAUUUUAUAUGCAAUUAUGGAACAAACCGAAAUCCGACAAACGAUUAAAUUAAUUGAAUUAAUUACACUUUUAUUAAAGUUUGGAGCAAAUGCUAAUCUUCCAAUUAAAACAUCCAAACAUUGGGAUGAUUUACCAAAUAGUUUAUUUGCUUGCGUACAUAUGGAAAGGAUGGAACCCAAUAAUUUUGCAUACUUAAUUAAAAUUUUAAUUGAAAAUAAGGCAAAUUAUGAUAUGAAAUAUAGAGAUUUUAAUGUAUUACAUUAUUCAUUAAUAAUUCAUAAAUUUGAAGCAUUUAAAAAUAUCGUUAAAGCUAUACCAAAAAAUGAUGAAUGUUUAUCUCAAGGAAUUCAUUGGGUUCAAAAAAAAAAUUAUACAUUAACACCAUUAAAUAGAUUUUUAUUAGAAAUAACUCAAUGUAAUUUGGGAAUGACACCUUUAGCAAUUGAAACGGUUAAAUUAUUAUUAGAAAAAGGUGCCAACGCGGAUCUUUUCGUUAAAUCAGCCAAAGAUGAUCAUGAUAAAGAAAUUUUUCCCGAUUUUUCCAAUACACUUUUCUUGGCAAUUUAUUUACAAGAUAAAAUUGAUCGAGAUAUAAUUUUAUUAUUAAUUUAUUUAGGUAAAAUCAAUUUUACCACCAAAACGAUUACCACCAUUACGGCUUUUAAAAAUCUAAAUAUUUUACAAUACGCUAUAGCAUUACGUGAAAAUAUUGAACUUUUAAAAGUUUUAAUGGAAAAUGUGGUGGAAUUUAAUAAACAACCGUUAUUUAAGAGUGCGGAGAAAACAAGCAACACUAAAGUUAGAAAUUGGUUAAGAGAUCAUAAAAAAAAUUCGGAUAUAUUUAUUGUUGAGAAUCAAGAAAGAAUAACAAAAAAUAGACUUGGAAUUACA